CUUGCAGAUCCACACCGAUCUCCCCCUCUCCCCACCAAUGCUUCCCUCCAGAUCUAUGACAGGAGGUUGUCAGCUGCUGGCCGCUGCCCUCCUACUGGCCGUCACGGCAGUCCGUGCACAGGUCAGUGAUGUGUGCGAGUUGCUCGAGUCAGGCAGCAAGGAGCUGACCCUCAACAAGACCAACGUGCAUUGGGGCUUCUUCGACAACACCCUCGAGCCCAAAUUGUGCGUCAAGAAAGCGAAAAAGCACGGCAUGUGUUGAUCUCGUGUGUGUGUGUCUGUGCGUCAGGUACGUCAAGAGUGGGGAUGAGGUGACGAUAGAGAUGGCCACACACCAGGCGUGUGAUGACUGGGACAAAAUGAUCGGUACGUACAGCACUCUUCCCGUGGGACACGGCAGCGAGAUCUGGCGCUCAUGUGGGUGUGCAUGCAGGCGAUGACGAGGGUCUACGAUCUAUCUAUGACUGGGAGACCGGCAUUCCCUUUGCCGACCGGUUCGCCACGCACAUCCUCACCGGGCCCAUUGCCGUCUGCGGCGCAGAGCCAGGCGAUGUCCUGCAGGUACCGCAACUCAGUCGCCGUCAUAUCGACAAACGUGCUGACGUGGCUGUUGGUAACAUGUUGUGUGCAGGUGGAGAUCAUGGAUCUGCAGCCAAGGCCAGGCCCCAACGGCACAUCUUAUGGCAGCAACAUGGGCGGGUACGAAUCACUCACUACCAUGAGUGAAAGACUACGGCAAACUGGACAAGCUCAGGGAGAUUGCUUGCCGCUCACAUUAUUCAGAUUUUGGGGCUACCAGUACCGUGUGUUGAAUCGUGAAGGAGAAGUCUGGAAGGCCGGCGAGAGGACAGGGCACGAAGACGAGCCUGAUGAAGAGUUCAUCGCCAUUUGGUACACCCAUCCACCCACCCUUUCACCCACCCACCGCACACGUGUGAGAGUCUCGUGUAUGUAUCUUAUGUGUUUGUGUGCAGGAGGCUGAGCGAGGAGAACGGCACUUGGUUCGGGGAGCUGGACUACAUGUUCGACUACCCAUCAAUCAUUGACCCGACAGGGCGGGUCUCCACCUUCCGAGUCAAGCCGGGCAGCUGCGUCGCUCACACAUAUGAGGGCUUCUCUGCCGUGGUGCGCAUGCACUGCACGGACGUACUUUCAUGGAUGGAUGGACUGAUGUCCGUGUGUGUGUGUGUGUGUGCGUCAGCCGCAAGAGAUGGGUUUUGACACGGUGGCCCCGAUCAACUACACCAAGGACGCACCCCCAUUCAGGAUCAAACUCAAUCCGCACAUCGGUAGGUUGCCCAGCCACCCAAGACGCCCCACCAACACCAACACAUGGCUGCCUGUCUGUCUGUCUGUCUGUCUGCGCACAGGCAACAUGGGCCUGGCGCCUGACUAUGAGGGUAAGGUCAACUCAGUGCCGCCGAUGGCCUCGGGGGGGAAUCUCGAUGACAAACGCAUCGGUCCCGGCACCACCAUGUACUAUCGAGUGGAGGUGCCUGGCGCCCUGCUCUCGCUCGGGGAUGCACACGCGGCACAGGUACUCUCAUCAACCACAUGUGCCAGAGAGAAUGAGAGCCGCAUGCACUUGUGUGGGUGGCUUGGUAUGGUGUCUGCCAGGGCGAUUCUGAGCUUGACGGGACCGGGGUCGAGACGAGCAUGACGGCAAAGCUCAAGAUCACGCUGCUCAAGCAAAGUGAGGGUCGAUACUUUUGACGCCAUUCGGUCGGUGGUCGCGGUGGACCGUGUGUAUGUGUAUAUGUGCAUGUGUAUGUGUAUGUGUGUGUAGAUGAGCUGCCCUUGUGGCUGGUCAACAUGGAGCAGCCGAUCGGGGAGACAGCCGACGAGUACAUCAUCCACUCAUUCACGCGCAGGAACUUCCUUACCGAACUGGAAGACCCCAACACUGACGUCUUCCAGUAAGCAGGGGCACGUGUGUGUAGAUAUAUAUGUGUGUCUCUGGUGACCCCUCCUCCCGCCCCGUCUCUGUCCCUUUCUCUGUGUCGUGUGCAGAGUGUCCAACUUUGACGACGUCAUGGCCAACACCCUGCUCACGGUCCGUAAUUUUCUGAUGGACCGGUACGGUGUCGCCGAGCACGAGGCGCCCGACAUCAUCUCGCUCGGUGUGAACUUCGGCGUCACCCAAGUGGUCGACGGCAACUGGGGCGGCCACGCACUGGUCCCCAAGAGCAUCUUCCCGCCGUAUGAGGGCUUCAAGGGCUUCACAAUCCCCGAGCAGGAGCCCGGCGGUGAGUGAGCCACCACCCACCGACCCACCCACCCACACACACACACCCCGACACAUCCGUCGUGAGAACAAUCUUCUGUCUGUGUGUUUUCCUUCCCAUCAGCCGGCCUUGAGCCAGUGGUGGUUGGCCCUGUUGACGCCGAUACAGCCGAGGAGGGCUGUGCGGUGCCGCGCGGCUACAAGGAGCUGCCUCUCACAUUCGACAGUGUGGGUGCCUUCGGGUUCUGGAGCAAGAACAUCAAGCCCCGUCUGUAUGUGCACAGUGGGGACAUGGUGCGCUUCGAGACGGCGACCCCCCUCGGCUGCAGCGAUUGGGACCACGUGAGCAUACGCACACACACCCACGCGCUAGUGGCUGGCUGUGAUCAAGCGGAUUUCUGUGCGUGCAGAUCUCUAAGGGCGACCCGCCGAUGGAGGCCAUCUUCAAGCGUGACGGUGAUGGCACCCCGCCCCUGCAGAAGGACGGCCGCAUGUUCCCGGAACACCUUGGGCACGUCCUCACUGGGCCCAUUUACAUCUGCGACGUGGCGCCUGGGGACAUCGUCAAGGUGAGAGCGAAUCAUGACAGAUUGACAAACAGACAGACCGCUACACUGCACACCAAUGUGUGUGCGUGCGUGUGUGUGUGCGUGUGUGUGUGUUGUGUGUGUAGGUUGAGUAUCUCGACAUGAGGCCGCGCGUGAACCCUGCGGGCAGGAUGUUCGGACUCUCCGACGGGGUGUUCAUCGGCUACCAGUUCCGCAUCCCCACGCGUGACGGCCGCACCCUGGUCUGGCCGCCAACAGCCGAGCUGAGGUCCGACUCUUGGGGCAGUCUCUGGUCAGCACUGCGCCUAUGCACAAACACUUUGUGCGACGAUCGGGCCACGUGUGUGUCAGGGAGAUGAAGCGAGACGAGAGCGGCGGCUACUACGCCGAGCCCGAGCACUUUUAUCAGUACGAGGUGGUCACGUCGCCCACCAACCAGACUUUGUAUGAUUUCGAGUGGUGGUGCACUCCACACAACUACCCCAACAGCAGCGGAGACGUCCAGUCGUGGUCAGCAAAGGCGAAGCAUACACACGAGGAGGGAAACUUCUCUGUUUAUGUGCGUGUCUGUGUGUGUGAAAUGCCGAUGUGUGUGCAGGGGCUGGUCCUCGAAAGAGCUGGAGUACCUCCCUCCCUCCGUCAAAGUGAGUGCACACCAAUCACUGCACCCACACAUGAACACGCGACCCGGGGUGUCUGUCUGUCUGUGUUGCGUCCUCAGGUGCGCAUUCCCCUCCUGCCGCACUUCGGUUGCUUCGGCCUGGCCCCCGAGACCUACCCCGAAGGCGACGACAAGAUCAACAGCAUCGCGCCCAUCGGCCGUGUCGGGGGCAACAUGGACGAGAGGCUGUGGACCGUCAACACCACCGUCUACCUGAAGGCAGAGGUGCCGGGGGGCCUCUUCUCGGCUGGGGAUGGCCACGCUGUGCAGGUGGGUCGGUGAGUGAAUGAGUGAGGCAACCAGGGAGGGAGGGAGGGAGGCAGGGGUGAGAGAUCUCUCGGCCAUGUCUGUAUGUGUGUGUCGGGAUGGAUGCAUCAGGGUGCGUCUGAGUUGGACGGUACUGGCCUGGAGGUGUCCCUUGACGGCACCGCCAUCUUCACCGUCAUCAAACAAGGUACGUACGUCAUGUAUGUAAUCGAAGAGAGAGAGGGAAAGUCUAUUAGAGAGAGAGGACACUAAACAGCUGCGUGUGCUGCCCUCUCUGCAGGCACCCCUGAGUAUGACAAGGCUAUGGAGUCCCUCGAUGCCCCACUCGGCGAGACCGACACACACUGGAUUUCCCUGGGCCUCUCUGUGGAAAACUACCUCGGUCGGUAAUCAAACAGGCAGAGGCACGCACAAAUGUCCCCUAAAGUGUGUUAGUCUAAUCGGUCGGUUGGCUCAUCAGAGCACUUUGCUGCCAACGGCGAGGGGGCCGACCCUUUUGCUGCGCUGGCUGCCGUGACUGGGUACAAGCCUGACGAGCCCGACGGCGGGCUGGAGGACGGCAGUGGGCCGGAGGGCAGAUAUGGCGCAGUCAGGAACACCUACAUCAACGCACGCAACUUCGUCAUGGUGAGGGACGGAGGGGGAAACAAAGGAGGAGAGACAGUGACACAGGGCUCUCUCUGUGCGUCUGUCUGUCUGCCUGUGUGUGUCAGGACAAGUACAACCUGAGUGAGAAGGAGGCCCUGGCUGCUCUGACGGUGGCGGGCGACAUAGCUCUGACCGAGGUGGUCGACACAAAUAUGGCCAUGCACUACAAGAUCGACAAAGGCAUCUUCGACGGCAUCGUGCAGCAGAGGCGGCAGUAGAUGAACAUAUGGAUGGACAUAUCUCUGUGCGCUCGUUGAGUCGCGCCGGCUGCGAGCGAACGACUGACUGACUCGUGUGUUGAGUGCUGCAUUGCCUGCCUGCCUGCCUGCCUGCCUGUGAGAGCAUGUCUACAGCUGUCUGUGUGUUUGUUGCCUAUUUGCCU
Vitrella brassicaformis is the source of this 4730-nucleotide messenger RNA. The record is from the annotation of a GenBank genome assembly. NCBI's taxonomy places the organism in Eukaryota, Vitrellaceae.